AUGUCUAAUUCUUACCAUCCGUUUCGGAACCCAAACCCGAACCCGAACUUCGACGAGCAACGUUGGAUUAUCCAAAUCCGUCGAGCACUAGACGAAGACAAUCUUGAACAAGAAUCCGAUGAUGUCCCAGUUUCCAUCUUCACUGUCCCUAAGACCCUCACGCUCGCCAGCCCAGAAUCCUACGUACCGCAACAACUCGCAUUAGGCCCGUACCACCAUCAUCGGGCCGAGCUUUACGAAAUGGAAAGGUACAAGCUUUCAGCUGCAAAAAGAUUCCAAAAACACCUUCCGGGCCUCAAAUUUCACAAUCUCGUACACCAUUUCACCAAGUUCGAGCCAAGGUUCCGGGCUUGCUACCACAAGUUCCUCAACUUCAACGGUGAAACGCUAGCGUGGGUGAUGGCCGUCGACUCGUGUUUCUUGCUGGAAUUCCUUCAUCAUAUGGUUAUCCUGGAAAAGGAUCGAGCGACGUCUCGAGUCUCGUCAAGAAUGUCACAUUUGAUUGAUACAACGGGCCGAAAAUCGGGCCAUAAUGUUAUUCUUAGGGACAUCCUGAUGCUCGAGAAUCAGAUACCGCUAUUUUCAUUGAAACAAACUCUGGAUUUCCAAUUAGGAUCAUCGGAUGAAGCAGAUGAUGUGCUUUAUGCCAUGUUGAUAGGGUUUUGCAAAGAGGUUUUGCCUUUCAAGAUGGUCCAAGAAUUGCCUGAUCUUGAUCAGGUUCACAGAUGUGCUCAUUUGCUGGACUUAGUGUACAAUUUGAUUGUGCCUAACGUAGGAGAAUCAGUAUCUGAAAUAACAUCAGAAGCCGAGAAAGAAGACGUAAAUCUUAACAGUGAAAAGAAAAUUUUUCAUAAGAUUAUGUCGAAAUUAAGGGCAGGUGGCCCAAUGAGUUUGAUCAAAAGAUUAUUGGUUUCAAGACUUGCUAAAUUUCUCCUGAGAUUGUCCUGUAAGAUUGUUUCUAAUCUUCCAGGGAUGAUACUUGUAAAGCAAUUUGAAUACUUGUGCUUUUCUCAAGAAAAAGGAGAAAAAAAUGAGCUUGAAAAUGGGAAGUCAUGUAGCGAGUAUAAUUACAAACCUCCAUUGAUGGAGGAAAUAGCAAUCCCUUCUGUAACUGAGCUCUCAGAGGCUGGAGUGAAAUUCUCAGUUACAAAUUCAGGCAUUCUUGGAAUCAGUUUUGAUGCAAAGACAGCUAUGUUUUGUAUUCCGAUGAUUAGUUUGGAUGUAAACACAGAGGUGGUCUUGAGGAACCUGGUUGCGUAUGAAGCCUGCAACGCAUCAGGGCCAUUGGUUUUUGCGCGGUACACUGAAUUGAUGAAUGGGAUUAUUGACACUGAGGAGGAUGCAAAGGUUCUAAGGGAAAAAGGGAUUGUUUUGAACCAUUUGAAGAGUGAUCAGGACGUGGCUGAUUUUUGGAAUGGGAUGAGCAAGUCCGUUAGAUUGACGAAAGUGCCCUUCUUGGACAAAGUCAUCGAAGAUGUGAACUGUUAUUACAGGGGGAGAAUGAAGGUUAGGAUUGGGAAAUUCUUGAAAAGACAUGUUUUUGGAUCAUGGCAGUCUAUGACGCUGCUGGCUGCUGUUUUGUUGCUGUUUUUUAUGAGCUUGCAAGCUUUUUGCUCGCUGUUUGGCUGUGCUCGAAUACUUCUUCAUGGUAGAAAGAUGAAUUGAUUAACCACUUUUUGACUAAUUGUAUAAACAUAUCAAGUGCAAGUAAUAUACGAGGUUUUGAGAGAAGUAGCUGAUUAGGAGACGAGAAGCAUUGCAAUUACAAUAUUCAACAUCAAGAAAGUAACAGAGUA
Molecule: messenger RNA, 1796 nt
Organism: Sesamum indicum (sesame)
Lineage: Eukaryota; Viridiplantae; Streptophyta; Magnoliopsida; Lamiales; Pedaliaceae
Source: RefSeq, a predicted model, not a curated record